AUGUCAAAUACUACGACUUCCGAAAACACAACGGUGCAAGUUGCUCUUCGAAUAAGACCAUUAACGGCUGAAGAUUUGGUAAAUCUACCUACACGAUUUCAAAGAAAUGUUUUAUCAACAACUUUAUUCGCUCCAAAUCAAGUCAAUGUUUUAGGUGAAAAGAAACAGACUUUCACAUUUGAUCAUGUAUUUGGUCCAGAAUCGUCCCAAAAAGAUAUAUAUGAUCGUUGUAUCAAAAGUAUGGUUGAUAAAUUCUUAGAAGGAUUUAAUGUUACCAUAUUAGCUUACGGUCAAACCUCUUCUGGUAAAACUCACACCAUGGGAACUGCCGAUAGUUCAUCAUCUCCUCCAGAUUCAAGAGGUAUAAUCCCGCGGUCAAUGGCUACACUCUUUUCAUACAUAAAUUCUGCUCAAUAUAAAAAUCGAAAAUUCACUAUGAAGGUAUCUUUUGUGGAAAUAUAUAAUGAAGACUUGAUUGAUCUUCUUGCUGAAUGCGAUGAUGAGUGUAAACCUCAAGUCUUAAUAAGAGAAGAUUCUAAAGGAAAUAUCAUUUGGAGUGGUUUACAAGAAAUUAAAGUUAGUACGGUUGAAGAAGUUAUGAGUCAACUAUCACGCGGUUCGGCAAGUCGGCAAGUGAGUGCGACGGAUAUGAACGCUAAAUCUUCGCGUUCACAUGCAAUUUUUUCUGUUACACUCUCUCAACAAAAGUUUAUUCCUUCCGGUGGUGGUCCAGCAAGUCCAACUCCUUCAUCACGUCCAUCAACUCCAAGUAAAUUAUCUGAUUCAAGAUUCGCUUCUUCCCCUUCAAGAGCUAGUUCUAGAAUGGGUAAACGAUCUGAUGAUGGUGAUUGGGUUUCUGUAACGAGUAAAUUUCAUUUCGUCGAUUUGGCUGGUAGUGAAAGGCUUAAACGUACAUCCGCUAUUGGUGAUCGUGCAAAAGAAGGAAUUUCAAUUAACUCGGGUCUUUUAGCUUUGGGUAAUGUAAUUUCGGCUUUAGGUGAUCCAACAAAAGCAAAAAGUACAACACAUAUUCCUUAUAGGGACUCUAAACUUACUCGAUUAUUACAAGAUUCUCUUGGUGGUAACGCUCAAACUUUAAUGAUUGCUUGUGUUUCACCUGCUGAAUAUAAUAUAGCUGAAACAGUAAAUACUUUAAAAUACGCUAAUCGUGCAAGAAAUAUAAAAAAUGUUGCUACCGUUACUCAAGAAGAAGCUGGUUGGCAUGAUUUAGAACAUUUACAACAUUUAGUUAUAAAAUUAAGAAAUGAAAUUAAAAAUUUAAAACUUUCUACUGGUAUUACUCCUGCUUCUGGUAGAAGUACUCCUUCAGAUCCUAUUAAUAAUCUUAAUAAUCUUAAUAAUCGUCGUAGAUCUUCCACUUCUUCUUUUCUUCCUAAUAAUUUUAAUAAUUUUAUAAAUUCUUCAAGAAAUGAAAAAGAUAUUGAAGCCCUUGAAGAUCAAUUAGCUGAACUUCAACGUUCUUAUUCGGAAUUAACUCAAAAUUAUGCUAAAAUCACCGCCGAAUUAUCUUCUUAUCAAGAUAAUGAUAUUUCUCCUCCUUCUUCUCGUCAAUUAAAUGUUAUCUUGGAAAAUGAUGGUGAUGACUUUUUAUCUCAUGCUACUGCCUCUUUUCAAGAAACUGUGGCUCCAGUUAUUGCUGAAUAUGAAAGAUCUAUUAAUGAACUUGAAAGUCAAUUAAAAAUUGCUCGUGCUUCUUUAAGUUCUACUGAAAAAUUAAUGCAAGAUCAAGAAUUAAAACUUGAAGAAGCUGAUGAUUUAAAUUCUAGAAAUAAAUUAUUAAUUGCUGAUCUUAAAAAUAAGAUUUUAAAACUUAAUGAACGUGAAGAAACUACUGAAAAUUAUAUUAAAGAUCUUGAAGCUAAAUUUGAUUCUCAUGCUAAUGAUCAAAAAAGAAAUCAAGAUACUAUAAAUGAUCUUAGAAAUAAAAUUUCUCAACUUAGAUCUAAUGGUGAAAAUAAUGAAGGAAUUAUUCAAAAAUUAGAAACUCGUUUAGCAAGAAGUGAAAGUAAAGCUGAAAUUAUGAAUGAAACUGCUCAACAUCUUGAAAAAGCUUUAAUGGAAAGAGAAGAUGCUUACGCUAAAUUAGAUGCAAAAUAUAAAAGAGAAAAAGCUCAAGAUGAACAACAACAAAAUUUAUUAAUGGCUGAAAUUGAAGAUAGAGAUCGUAGAAUUGCUCAAUUGGAGAAAAAAGUUGAUGAUCUUAUCACUGAAAUUGCUCAAUUUAAAAAACUUAAAGUUGAUGUUAAUAAAGCUCCUCGUCAAAAAUAUCAAUCAUGCCUUGGUGAAAUUGAUGAACUUCAAUCUCAAAUUCAAGAUACUAAAGCAUUACAUUUUGAAGUUAAUAUUGAUACUGAUGAUUCUUCACCAACAAUUAAUCAAUCUGAAACUACUCAUCAUGAUCCAAAUUCUUUAUCACCUCCUAAUUCUGGUUCUCAUCGUAAAUCAAGAUCUCUUUCUGCUGAAAUUCAAGGUGCUGAAAAACGUGAACUUUCAAGUAUGGCAAUGAUUCAAAAACUUCAAAUUGAACUUAAACAAUUAGAAUCUUUACAUAAAGAUAAAGCUGAAGGUUUAGAUGCUGUUAAAAAUGAAUUUGCAAGAUUAGAAGUUAAUCAUCUUGAAACUCUUGAAAUUGUUGAAGAACUUCGUGAAGAAAUAAAAAGACGUGAUGCUUUAGCUCAAAUUGAAGUUAUGUCA
Racocetra persica is the source of this 2715-nucleotide messenger RNA. Lineage: Eukaryota; Fungi; Glomeromycota; Glomeromycetes; Diversisporales; Gigasporaceae. The record is from the annotation of a GenBank genome assembly.